AUCUGUGCUCAGCAAAUAUCUUGUAAUAUUUUGUUUUAAAUAUUUGUCACGCAUUGAGUGUAUAGCAAAGCAGCAAAAAAUUAUCACAACAAAUGUCUUCUAUAGUUUAUUUACAAAGGUAACGCCCAACUUGUAUGUUUUGAACACCAUAUAAUAAUGAAAACGAAGGGCGUUUUUAUGUUAGGCAACGAGCCUUCAAAAAGAUUACGAGAUGCUAGAACUGAUCAUUCAGGAAGUUCGGUCAAGAAAGUUCAUAACGCUGGUCACAGUUCCAGCAAACGGAGGUCUUCUGCUAUAGAUAAAGAUAAUAUAGCCCCAAAAAAACCACGCGUGGAUGUGAGUGUUAUUAAUAAUGAGGAAAUUCAAUUUGCUAAAAAUGUUGCUGGCAAGGAAGGAACACCCGCAUUUAAUCACCUCUUAGAUUUUCUAAUCGAAGAAAAAAGACUACAAAUUCUGGAAGAAAAAGGAAUAAAGCCAGCAAGCAUGUCAAGUAUUUUGGAUAAAGCGAACACUAACGCGUACAAAGCAUUUAAGGAUCUCUACGAGCUGUGGUUUGACGAAAAAGGAAAUAAAACAAAGUACUUAAAAACGCUAGAAGAAAAUGGGAUAAAUUUAUCGAACAUGUCCAGUAUCCUAAGUGGAUCAGGAUCAAAUGCUGCAAAAGCCUUUAAAGACUUACAUAAUCUCUGGUUUGAUGAAAAAGGGAAUAAAAAAAAAUAUUUGAAAACUCUAGAAAAAAAUGGAAUAAAUUUACCUAACAUGUCUGGUAUCUUAAGUAAAGCAGGAUCAAGUGCCGCAAAUGCUUUUAAAAGUUUAUAUGAACUGUGGUUCGAUAAAAAAGGAAAUAAAACGAAAUAUUUGGAAACUCUCGGUAAAGAAGGAGUAAAUCUACCUAAUAUGUCUAGUAUUUUGAGCGGAGCGGGAUCAAAUGCUGCAAAAGCUUUUAAAGACUUGUAUGACUUAUGGUUUGAUCAACAGGGAAAUAAAACAAAAUAUUUAGAAGCUUUAGAAAAAGAGGGGAUAAAUCUAACUAAUGUAUCCGGUAUUUUGAGCAGAGCAAAGACUAAUGCUGCGAAAGCUUUUAAAGAAUUGUAUGGCACCUGGUUCGAUGAGCGAGGAAAUAAAACAAAAUAUUUAAAAACUUUGGAAAAGCAAGGGAUAAAUUUAUAUAAUAUAUCUAGCAUUUUAGGUGGAGCCGGAUCAAAUGCCACAAAGGCUUUUAAAGACUUGUACACCCUGUGGUUUGAUGAGCAAGGGGAUAGAACACAACGCUUAAAAAAUUUGGAAGAAAAAGGAAUAAAUUUACAUAAUGUAUCUAGUAUCUUGCACAGAGCAGGAUCAAAUGCUGCAAAAGCUUUCCAGGAUUUAUAUGAAUUGUGGUUCGAUGAACAAGGGAAUACAACGCAAUAUUUUAAAACUUUAGAAAAAGAAGGGAUAAGUCUUGCCACCAUUUCAGAUAUUCUACAUGGGGUAGGGUCUAACGCUGCAAAAGCGUUCAAGGAUUUGUAUGAUCUGUUGUUUGACGAAGAAGCAAAUAGAACCCAGUAUUUGAAAACCUUAGAAAAAGAAGGGAUAAAUCUUGUUAAUAUAUCUAGUAUUUUAAGUGGAGCUGGGUCUAAAGAUGCAAAAGCCUUUGAAGACCUAUAUAACCUAUGGUUUGAUAAAGAAGGAAAGAAAACACAAUAUUUAAGAACUAUAGAGGAAGAAGGAAUAAACGUAUCGAAUAUGUCGAGUAUUUUAAGUAAAGCUGGGUCUAAUGCUCCUAAAGCUUUCGAAAACUUGUAUAGCAUUUGGUUUGAUGAAGAAGGAAAGAAAACACAUUACUUAAAAGCUUUAGAAAAGGAAGGAAUAAACCUAUCCAAUAUGUCCAGUCUUUUACAUGGUGUGGGGCUUAACGCUCCUAAGGCCUUCAAAGAGAUGUGUGAUCUUUGGUUUGAUAAAGAAGGGAAGAAAACGCAUUGCUUAAAGACUCUAGAAAAGGAAGGACUAAAUCUGACAAAUAUGUCCAGUAUUUUAAGUGGAGCGGGUAUUAAUGCUCCUAAGGCUUUUAAAGAUUUAUAUAACGCUUUUUUUGACGUACAAGGAAAGACGAAGCUGCAUUUAAAGCAUUUUAUUGCAGAAAACGAUGGGCAGGAGAGUUUCACAAUGCAUAACCUAUCUGGUAUUUUAAGUGGGGCGGGAGCUAAAGCCGUUGAUGCUUUUGAAGAAUUCCAUAGUGUUUGCUUUAAUAAUGACGGAGAGAGAACAAAACUUUUAGAUGAUUUUUAUAGAAUCGGCUUUAAGCCAAGCAAUUUAUCCUCCAUAUUAUGUAGAGGUGGAAAUCGUGCUUCUUCUAUUUUAAAAAAGCUCCAUAAUGUUUGUUUUAAUAGCGAAGGGAAAAAAACAGAACUUUUAGACGAUUUCUACGAUAUAGGUUUUAAGCCAAGCGAUUUAUGCAGUUUAUUGAGCGGAACAGCAGAUGAUUUAGAAAAAUUACAUGAUUUUUGUUUCACAAGAAAAACAAUAAAAUAUCUUAAUCAUUUUUUGGAUGAUAAAGAAGGUUUUACGCUAAGUAAUUUGUGCAAUAUAUUACACGGGGCAGAAGGAAAUGCUUGUUCUGCUUUAAAAGAUUUUCAUAAUGUUUGUUUUGAUAAUGAAGGAAAAAGAAGAGAAUUUUUAGAUGACUUCUAUAAUGCAAAUUUUAAUUCAAGUGAUUUAUCGGGUAUAUUAUCCAUGGCAGGAAAUAAUGCCUCUUCGAUUUUAAAAAAUUUUCAUCAAUCUUGUUUUAAAAAGAAUUAUUUAUAUGACUUCUUGAGUGAGGAGAAAGUUUUCAAGCCGAAAUAUUUAUCUAAAAUAUUAUACGGAGCAGGUAAUAAUGUUUGUCAGAUUUUUGAAAAAUUACAUCAUUUUUGUUUUGAUAAAGCAGGAAACAAAACAAGUCAUUUAAGGACUCUUAUUAAAAACAAUCCAUCGAAUAAAAUAAUUCAUAUAUUAUAUGAAAAAGUUCGAAAAUCUCCGUCUACUUUUAUAGACGAUACGUCAUUUCAAUAACAUUUUAUUAGUGAGUUGGGCGAGAAAAAGUAAGAAAAUGUAAAUGACUUCAUAAUGGAUCAUACGAUUCCAAAAAAAAAAGAGACUUUUAUGCCCAUAUAAAAAUUAAA
Messenger RNA from Glossina fuscipes, 3140 nucleotides. RefSeq lists its product as uncharacterized. The record is from RefSeq and is a predicted model, not a curated record. The transcript is spliced from 2 exons. Lineage: Eukaryota; Metazoa; Arthropoda; Insecta; Diptera; Glossinidae. Bases 157 to 3030 code for a protein of 957 amino acids.